Messenger RNA from Cryptotermes secundus, 2389 nucleotides. RefSeq names its product ubiquitin-like domain-containing CTD phosphatase 1 (gene Ublcp1). Gene Ontology annotation, molecular function: protein binding; protein serine/threonine phosphatase activity. Gene Ontology annotation, cellular component: nucleus. Bases 12 to 1043 code for a protein of 343 amino acids. Lineage: Eukaryota; Metazoa; Arthropoda; Insecta; Blattodea; Kalotermitidae. The transcript has 5 exons. The record is from RefSeq and is a predicted model, not a curated record. Gene Ontology annotation, biological process: protein dephosphorylation.
UGUUUUGCAACAUGGUGUAUAACAUGGAGAACGAAGUAAAGAUUGUUGUUAAAUGGAGUGGAAAGGAAUACGAAAUAUGUAAUUUAUCCGAGAGUGAUUCCGUUGGUACUUUAAAAAGUGCAAUUCAUAAAGAAACUGGCGUUCGUCCGGAAAGACAAAAGCUACUUAAUCUUAAACUUAAAGGAAAAACACCAGAAGAUGGAUGCCAGUUGUCGACACUUAAGCUCAAGCAAGGUUUUAAAGUCAUGAUGAUGGGCUCUCUAGAAGAAGACAUUGCUGAUGCUUCAGCCCCUCCUGAAGAUAUUCCUGAUGUAGUGAAUGAUCUUGAUAUUGAAGAUGAAGAGGUUGCAAUAGAAAGCAGAGAAGUGUACUUAGCAAAAAUUGAACGUCGGGUGAGAGAGUAUAAAAUCAACAUCUUGAAUGAGCCUCGACCGGGAAAGAAGCUGCUUGUACUUGACAUUGACUACACAUUGUAUGAUCACCGAUCAUCAGCUGAAACAGGUUAUGAAUUAAUGAGGCCAUUUCUACAUGAAUUUCUCACGUCAGCUUAUGAGGACUACGACAUUGUUAUCUGGUCGGCAACAAGCAUGAAGUGGAUUGAAGAGAAGAUGAAGUUGCUGGGUGUGUCGACUCACAGUGACUAUAAAGUUGUCUUCUAUCUGGAUAACCUCGCCAUGAUAUCGAUCUUUACCCCUAAGUAUGGAGUUGUGCAGGUUAAACCCUUGGGUGUAAUAUGGGGUAAAUUUGAUCAAUAUUCUUCUCGCAAUACGAUCAUGUUUGAUGACAUCAGACGCAACUUCCUGAUGAACCCUGGUAAUGGGUUGAAGAUUCGACCAUUCAAGCAAGCCCACUUGAAUCGUGACAAGGACAGGGAACUACUUAGACUUGCCAAAUACUUGAAGGACAUUGUUCAUGAAGAGGAUUUCAACAGUCUUGAUCACAAACACUGGGAGAAAUACCGGCCACGGAAGAAAGAUAAGCAUACCGUGAAGAAAGAAGCUGGGAACUCCGGAGAUAACAGAGACACCAGUGGUGCCAGAUAGUGCACACAACACAACUGUAGCAUAUGCACAUAGUUUAUAAGGCUUUUUUAAAGGUGGUUACUGAUUGUCAGCGUUGCAUUUCGUUUCAGUUACUCCAUAACUUGGAAAAGAAUUACAUUUACAGUUUGUUGAAUGUUGGUAGGAUCUGGUUAAGAGAACAGUGUGAAUAACAGCUCUUGUGUUAAUAUUUCAUAGUAUUUUUCCAGCUGGAUUUCUUUCUCUUUGAGAGUUAACGUUCUUACAGCAGUGACUGAACAUUUCUGUCUUAUGGCAUGUGAUGCAAUCUAGUAUGAUAGUAACUUAUACAUUGGCAGGUGACCCCAAGUAACUUUAAGAGUUACAGACAUGUUGUCUGCCACAUUAGCAUUGACAGCUUUAGAAGUCUGUUUGUAAAAGUGAGACCCAAAACUAAGCUUAAGAUUUUACACUAAAACAAGUCUACAAAGUUAGGUUUUUCUUUAAAAAUAAAGGUCUGAAGCCAUUUAAUGUUAGGCUUUGGGUUUUUGUUACAUGUAAACUCCUGUGGCUGACAGUGGUGAAGUUUUGAAGUUACUUCUGUCACCCAUUAAUACGUAGUAUGUAUCAGUGGAUGUUUGCCAUCAUUCCCUUGAAACACUGGUAAAUAUCUACCUGACUGCAAAGUGUCACAUCCAGGAAGCCAGUAAUAUUCAUGUUUUUUGCUGUUGAAAUCAUUGAAUUUGGGCCUUUUUUUUUUGUAAGGUCUGAAGUCUGAAAAUUUAUUCUGUUUACUUGCAUAAUUUCUUUCCUUUAAAUUUGAAAAGGAAACAGUUUCAAUUUGUUCCUUUCAUGAUUUACCCACAUUUAUUUAAUCUCUGUUGCUUUCAUGAUGUGUUGAAGAAAUGUUAGAACCUUGUUCAAGUAACUGGAAAUGCAUACAUUGUAUGAUCUGUAAUAACUAAGGUUCACAUGUUUUGGUAAGUAUAGUAAGAAUUAAGUAUAUAUGCCCUACAGUUGUGAAACAACUAUUUUCACACUAUGUUAAACAGUCCUGUUGUACUUUUUCUCUCCUGCUGUACAGUUGAAAAAAUGAGAAUUAAAAGGAAGAAAUUCAUGCAAGUGACUGUAGUUAUUAGUUAACCUUUCAAGCGUCAUGCUGUAUGCUGAUAACUCUACGGCUUCACCGUUUGUAAUAGGACAAGCAGUGACUUCAGUAGAAUCUAAUAAGUAUGAUAUGGACUAGUGAUUGGAGAGCAGCAGGUGUUGGAAUAGUUUUACAAAAAAUUUUUUGACUCCAACACAAAUGUGUUGUUCAUAAAUGUGAUGUAUAGAUUUUUACUUUGAUUAGUAAGGCUGUAGAACCAACCAUGAUUUCUAAACUCAAAGCC